AUGAAGGGAGAGCAUUUAUUUGCAAACCUUACAAACGCUCCAUUCUUCCAGAGGGUUUACCUACUGGGGGGUGAGGAACUGGUGGUGCUGCAGCCUUCUGCUGGGGAGACGUCACUGGGAGAUAGCUUCCACCAGAUCACUGACUUCAAUGACCUGCCCACCUCUCUGUUUGCCUGUAAUGUAGACCAGUCUGUGUUUGAGACACAGAGGGACAAGGAGAUGUUUGAAGCUCUGUUCCUUGCUUACGAUGACCACGUGACCUUCCAGCUGUUCAAGAGCUUCCGACGCGUACGCAUCAACUUCAGUAACCCUAAAGCAGCAGCCAGCGCCCGGAUAGAGCUACAUGAGACCCCCUUCAGGGGCAAGAAACUCAAACUCUACUUCGCCCAGGUACAGAACCCCACAAGUGACGGAGAUAACCUGCACCUGGCCCCGCCCCAGCCCUCCAAACAGUUCCUCAUCUCCCCGCCUGGAUCUCCUCCCAUUGGCUGGCAACAGAUCGAUGAGGCCACGCCCGUAAUUAAUUACGAUCUGCUGUACGCCAUAGCCAAGCUUGGCCCAGGUGAGAAGUUUGAGUUACAUGCAGGCACUGAGUCCACGCCGAGUGUGGUGGUCCAUGUGUGUGACAGUGAUUCCGAGGAAGAGGAGGAACCAAAGAACUGCCCCAAACCAAAAAUCGUCCAAACCCGCCGCCCUGACCUCCCAGUCUCCCACUGA
Chanos chanos (milkfish) is the source of this 717-nucleotide messenger RNA. It is a transcript of the gene rcan2, whose product is annotated as regulator of calcineurin 2. Gene Ontology annotation, molecular function: calcium-dependent protein serine/threonine phosphatase regulator activity; nucleic acid binding. Gene Ontology annotation, biological process: calcium-mediated signaling. Gene Ontology annotation, cellular component: cytoplasm; nucleus. The record is from RefSeq and is a predicted model, not a curated record. Lineage: Eukaryota; Metazoa; Chordata; Actinopteri; Gonorynchiformes; Chanidae. Bases 1 to 717 code for a protein of 238 amino acids. The transcript is spliced from 4 exons.